Arachis ipaensis is the source of this 666-nucleotide messenger RNA. RefSeq lists its product as uncharacterized. Lineage: Eukaryota; Viridiplantae; Streptophyta; Magnoliopsida; Fabales; Fabaceae. The record is from RefSeq and is a predicted model, not a curated record. Gene Ontology annotation, biological process: DNA integration. Gene Ontology annotation, molecular function: nucleic acid binding.
AUGACAGGUUUAUUGAAGAACCAUGGCAUCAUUCACAAGGUGGUGACGGCUUACCAUCCCCAAACAAAUGGUCAAGCCGAGGUGUUUAAUAGAGAUAUCAAGCGCAUACUUGAGAAGAUUAUUAAACCUCAUAGAAGAGACUGGAGCUCUAGGCUUGGAGAUGCGCUAUGGGCUUAUCGGACAGCUUACAAGACACCCAUCGGAAUGAGUCCGUUUCGCCUAGUCUACAGAAAGGCUUGUCACCUUCCGGUAGUGGUGGAACACAAAGCUUACUGGGCUGUGAAGGAAUGCAACUCAGGAUUGGGAGGAGCCAGAAUUGAGAGAAAGUUACAGCUGGAGGAAUUGGAGUGCCUUAGGCUAGAAGCGUAUGAAAACUCAAGGCUCUACAAAGAAAAGGUGAAGGCGGUGCAUGAUAAGAAUAUCAAGCGGAGAGAGUUUAGAGCUAGGGAUCAAGUCCUUCUCUACAACUCAAGGUUAAGGUUAAUGCCGGACAAAUUGAGGUCAAGUAUGACAACCGCGAAAGGAAAAGAGAAAUCUUCUAAGAAAACGGUUUUUAAAAGGCAAGCACCAAAGUCACCCACAACUCGGCAGCCUUCUAAGAAAUCAAAAGUGGAUAUCUGCAUUGAUGAGUUAGACAAGAAGAUUCCUGCUAAGGACACUGCGUGA